This is a messenger RNA of Cooperia oncophora, 279 nucleotides long. The record is from the annotation of a GenBank genome assembly. Lineage: Eukaryota; Metazoa; Nematoda; Chromadorea; Rhabditida; Trichostrongylidae.
AUGCCCUCGUUAACUUCAUGUUAUAAGUUGGAGGAUGCGAAGAAUUUUGAAGUGAAAUUCAGUUGGCUGAUGUUAGGAAUGGAAACGAAAUGGGAGCCAGUCAUCCCAAAAGCACUCGCAUUCGUACUUACAGUUGGCAGAUUAAAGUACUGCAAACCGAUUUACAGGUCGUUGUUCAAUUGGCCAGCUGCACGGGCGUCAGCAAUUCAGCAGUUCGAAAGCAACCGCAAAAACAUGCAUCCAAUAACGGCAAGCGUUAUAGCGAAACUCAUGAAUUGA